AUUUUUUUCUCUCUUUUGUCCUUUUUCCAUCGAUAUAAAAAUAUAUAUAAUGUUGAAUUCAGUAUUAUCGGUAGCACGUCCUACAACACGACAACUUGUUACCACCAAUACCAAUCGUUUCUCACCUUUGGCAUCACUUGGUCAAUGGCUCAACAAUACCUUGAAUAAUAACAACAAUAACACAUUCCAAGUACCUAGUUGGUUAGGUCCUAUUUUAUGGGCUGCACCUAAAAAGAAGACUUCUCAUUCAAAGAAACGUAUGCGGGCAAGUAACAAAGGUUUACAACAAAAGGAAAAUAUUGUAUCAUGCCCUGCUUGUGGUCAUACCAAGUUAUUACACCAUGUUUGCAAACAAUGUUAUGGCGAAAUCAAACAAAAAGCAAAGAAUCUGGAAAUAGCCUGAACACAUCUCCCUCUCUCUCUCUUUUUUUUUUUUUCUUUACAUCCCCGUCUUUAUACUAGUUAGUCUUCAUAUACAUAGACCAUCAUACAUCCUAUCUCUCUUAUACACCAUUUAUUCGCAUAGUUUAUAUUAGUUUUACACCAACUUCACGCUUCUCCAUUUUGUACAGUAGACAAUAAACUCUUCACAUAUAUAUCUUUUUAUACUUAUGGGCUUUAUUAUUAGUGAACCGACUUGAA
Messenger RNA from Halteromyces radiatus, 642 nucleotides. RefSeq lists its product as uncharacterized. Lineage: Eukaryota; Fungi; Mucoromycota; Mucoromycetes; Mucorales; Cunninghamellaceae. Gene Ontology annotation, molecular function: structural constituent of ribosome. Gene Ontology annotation, biological process: translation. The transcript has a single exon. Gene Ontology annotation, cellular component: mitochondrial large ribosomal subunit. The record is from RefSeq and is a predicted model, not a curated record. Bases 50 to 403 code for a protein of 117 amino acids.